Messenger RNA from Rhinopithecus roxellana (golden snub-nosed monkey), 3211 nucleotides. RefSeq names its product tetratricopeptide repeat protein 39B-like. Gene Ontology annotation, biological process: cholesterol homeostasis; negative regulation of cholesterol storage; regulation of cholesterol efflux. The coding region runs from base 88 to 1806 and encodes 572 amino acids. Gene Ontology annotation, molecular function: protein binding. The record is from RefSeq and is a predicted model, not a curated record. The transcript has a single exon. Lineage: Eukaryota; Metazoa; Chordata; Mammalia; Primates; Cercopithecidae.
UCAGGAGAUCAGGAGCUACCCUGAUUACAACCACGUCACUCCACUUCCACUUCAGAUAUUUCUCAUCUGUAAGUGGGGAAACAAAUAAUGUCACUUACUCUAAGUAAAAUAAAAAGUAAUCAAGAGGACAAGUUUGAAGAUGCCUGUGAAAGUAUCCCUGUGGCAACAACGAUGAAUCUACCAUCUUCCUUGGAAGAAUGCACCACUGGAUUGUAUUUAUUUCUAAAUAAUAGAUUCUCAGAUGCAAUAAAUCUCAUUCAUCCAUGGUCUAAAAACAGCAUGUACCAUUCCCUAAUGUAUGGUAUCCUUAUGGUUGUCAAGGCCGUACUGACUUUUGAACCACAGGAUUUACAGAUUGGAAUGAUGGCUACAAAGGAUGCUUUGAAAACCUGUGACAAUUUCCGGAAAAAACCUAAAAUGACAUUGUCUCAUCUAGUAAGUAGACAGGGAAUAACGGCUAUCACAGAAGAGGAAUUGCAUGCAGAAGUCUGUUAUGCUGAGUGUUUGAUGUUGAAAUCCUUUAUAUCACUUAUACAGGAGGAGAGCAUGCUUGCUUUUCUUAAAAGCGGGAUCAGUGUUGGGUCAAGUUACCACAUAUACAAAGACUGUCAACAAGUAUUAACACAGAUCCCUGACAACCAAAGCAAAGCCCACAAACACCUGGUUGGAGGUAUAAAAUUUGGACUUGGAGCGUUCAAUUUGAUGUUAUCACUUAUGCCACCAAAGACACUUAAACUACUCAAUAUUAUUGGAUACUCUGGUGAUAGAGAAGUAGGCUUAGCUUUGCUUCAUGAGAGUGCAUCUGGAACCCAUAUAAAUAAUAUCUUAAGUCUUUUGAUUCUACUCUUUUAUUACAAUUAUGUCUAUGUAGCUUUUGGUGUUGAAAAGGUUUACAAUUCUGCUACAGAGGAUCUCUUCCUAGUCUACCUCCAGAAAUUUCCAAACUGUGUCAUAUUUAAAUUUUUCCAUGCACGUUCUAGUAUGUUGAAAGGAAAUUUUGAAAAUGCACAGUUAAAAUUACAGGAGUGCAUUUUUACUCAGAAUGAAUGGAAGCAGGUUCAUCACCUCUGUUACUGGGAAUUCAUGUGGUGCCACAUUUUACUGCAGGAUUGGAGGCAGGCUUACCACUAUGCCAAUCUACUGUCUCAACACAGCAGAUGGUCCAAGGCAAUAUACGUGUACAGUAAAGCUAUCACACUGGCUUUGCUUCCUUCUGAUUUUGUGAAAUCAGUAAGUGAGGAUAUGAACUCUCUCUUCUUAAGAGUGGAAAGCCUGAAAAUCAAAUUUUUAGGCAGUGCUGUGCCAAUAGAGAAGUUUGUUGCAGAGAAGGGUCAGCGCUAUGGCACUACAACAGGCUGGUUUACAGCCCAGCCCCUUCUGGAGUUCAUAUAUGCCUGGAGUGGUUUCCUAGUCAUGAGCAGAAAGAAUGAGCUUAUUUCAAGCUGGCUGUCGAUAAUCGACAAAGGAGAAGACCUUUUACAAGAAAAUCCACAUAAAGUGUAUGGCACAGAUGACAUAAGUUUAUUAAAUUUACUGAAAGGCCUAUGCCUGAAACACUUAGGCAAAUAUUCAGAGGCUGAGUAUUACUUUAAUUGUGUCAUUCAAAAGAAGAAAUUAUUAAAAUAUGACCACUAUUUGGUGCCAUAUACUUACUAUGAACUGGGAAUCUUACACUAUCUAAAAGGAGACUAUGACAGUGCAACAAAAAACCUAGACAACGUAAGAAAUUACAAAGACUAUUCCAUGGAAACUCGAUUACAGUUUAGGACUCACAUAGCACUUGAACAAAUAGCCAGAGAAAAAUGACUUAAACACAAAGUGUGGUUUUGUUUAGUAGAGGUGAAAUAUCUACAGUGAGCAAGUAAUUAACAGGUAGAAAAAUCAUAUCUUUGCGGAAAAAAUUCAAGAGGCGGCUGCCAAGAAUCUGAUCAGUAAUAAGAAAGGGGUGGGCAAUGACUUUUCCCUCUUUCUUUCUCAUACCUAUAAAAUGCGAUGUCUUAGAGGCAAAUGAGGUGAAGCACAUUCUUGAAAACGAAAAGGCAAAUUAUGUACAUUAAAAAUAAUUCUCUCCUAUGUUAUAAAUUCAUCAAUUAUGUUAGAGAACAUUUUCAAAACCUCAAAAACAUUUUUAACAUCUCACUAGAUGAUUUAUGCAACUCACUAUGCUAGGAAUCCCAGUGCCCUAUACGUAUUUUUAUUGAAUUGUUUUUCUCUCGGCCUUAGUGCCAUCUUCUUGGAAACCUUUGUGCCAUGAGAGCCAGGUGGAGGAAGACGUGAAUGCACAGGCUGAAGUGUAAAAGAAGAAAGAUGAGGCAGAAGUCCAAGUCAACCAGUAGCUUGUGUACCCAGAAACAUCGAAUGCCAGAGGCUGGAGAUGCUGGUACAAGUUGUUGGACUGCAUGCUGCUGUCUAAGUGGAUCUAGAGCUUCCAUCACCAUCUGAUCACGGAAACCACCUCUGAUACCCAUCUUGCUUGUAACCAAAACAGCCCAUUUGGUUCUUUGUCCUGGAACUGUGACAUUCUGUACUAUUUCUCUGUUCACUUGUGGCCGAGUAUAACAAGCAUACAAUAAAUCACCUCUUCUGCUGUCUUAGCUGAAGAAUGAAAAAAUUUUAAAAAAGACAAAUUUCCAAAUGAUGCACCGAAUGGCACAGACUCUGAAUGAUUUUCCAUUAUACACAAUCAUUUUUAUUGGCUUUUUAUACCAGAGGGGCUUGUCCACCCUGUGUGAUCAAUAGUAUUUCUUACCCUUUUUUAGUAAGAAGCAGAAUGUGAGUUUAUAAUUUGCCACAGGAUAGAGAAGAAAGCCCUCUCCUUCUUCUACACACACAUAAACUCUUUGAAGAUAACUGGGAGAGGCCGAGAAGAUAGAUGCAGUGGUGGUCAGAGGAAAAGUUUUGUUACCAUGUAAUCCUCCCUUUAGUUGUCCUCCCUGAGGUGUAAUUCUUAAUAAGACCAGCUCUUCAACAUAAUUAAACUGAUGGCAUCUAUCCAUUGUGGGUGGGUUUAUCUGAGAGUAAAUAGCAGCUGUAGGGAUGGGGCUUGGUAUUGUUUUACUUGCCUUAGGGAUAAAAAAAAUGACCUAAUUUCCAAGUCAUUAAGUCUGGCUAAGUGUGUCUUCCUGGUAGUCACCCUUUGAAACAGAAGUUGCGCCGGGUGUGGUGGCUCACGCCUUCAAUCCCAGCACUUUGGGAGGCCGAGGCGGGUGGA